Strongylocentrotus purpuratus (purple sea urchin) is the source of this 2435-nucleotide messenger RNA. RefSeq lists its product as uncharacterized. The coding region runs from base 26 to 1729 and encodes 567 amino acids. Lineage: Eukaryota; Metazoa; Echinodermata; Echinoidea; Camarodonta; Strongylocentrotidae. The record is from RefSeq and is a predicted model, not a curated record. The transcript is spliced from 4 exons. Gene Ontology annotation, molecular function: pyridoxal phosphate binding; transaminase activity. Gene Ontology annotation, biological process: polysaccharide biosynthetic process.
ACUUACAAGCAUAUACCGGUAUAGUAUGGUGUGGUUUUAUAGACCUGUACAUUACAACUAUUACACCAUCAUGGAUUCGGAUGCGUCUAUCAAUCUACAACGUCUGCCCGACAUGGCAACACAAGUCCUCGACGACAUGGUCAAGUACUUGCUGUCUACCUCGGGCCUGGUAGUGUUCGUCGUCAUUUUCGUCGUCUACUGCGUCUGUUGUCAUCGUCGGGAUGGUAGAGAUCAACGCGAUGUCAACCCUGUGCCUUAUGACUGCCUGUAUAUCGAUACCACGUUGCGCCACGCAAUGUCAUUGAUCACAUGGUACUGCAGAGUACGGGUGAGGCGCCGCAAGAUGGAUCUCGAGCACACUACGCUUCUCAAUGAGAUACAAGCCUUGUGUCAGUCGACCGCAUCUCAAAGCCAUCACCAUCCAACCCUGAUCAGCGCAUCGGUCAACACCAGUCUGGACUUGUUCUUCCGGGUCCAGAAGUACCCACCGGGGUCAGAGGUCAUUGUCACUGCAAUCAACACGCGCGACACCAUCCAGGUACUGCUUCACCACGGACUUCAGGUGGUUCCUUUGGAUGUCACCCGGGAGCAGCUCUCACCGGAACUGGAAACCCUGAGGCUUCUUCUCAAUGAAAACACUGUGGCUAUCGUGGUGUCGCAUUUGUUCGGACGGGUGUGCGACCUGUCAGCGGUCACGGAAAUCGCGCACGAGCAUGGCGUUCACGUCCUUGAAGACUGUUCUUUGGCGUGCUUGGCGCCAGCGCAUUCCAUAAACCCAGAAUCGGAUCUUGUAUUCUUCAACUUUGGUGUCAUCUACCCAUGCACUGCAUUCGGUGGAUCUAUCACCAGGAUCAAAGACAAAUAUCUCCGAGAGAAAAUGGAAGAACUACAAAAGACGUAUCCUCAAGGAUCUGAAGUGGAGUAUAUCCGCAAGGCUUUUAAAUGCACGUUGACUGCAAAGGCUCUACAGUGCCCUUUCUUAUUGAAACUAUCCUCUGGGUUGGCCAAGCUUGUUCGUAUCAAUCUCAAGGAGGUUAUCAAUGCGUAUUUAACAGCGCCCCCUGCGGCUGGUCUAGUGCGUCAGCUUCGUGAGAGACCUUCGACGACAAUGACAUUCAUGCUACAUCGAAGAUUGAAACACGUUGACCCGAAGGAUUUGGAGAGAUCUAGAGAUGUCGGGGACUACGUAUCGGAUAGGCUCCCGCAGGUAGCAGGCCAGAUUGGCACCUAUGCUCUGAUCCGCGGCUACUGGCUCUUUCCCAUCCUCGUCGAUAAUCCCGAAGAAGUGUAUCAGCGCCUCAAUGGGCUAGGUAUUGGUGCUUCGAGAAGCCUCGCUCAGAUCGAGCUCGUCACCUCCACACGUCCCACCGAUACGCAUGCGACAACGGCUCUAGUCGGCAUCGACGAGACCCGAUGUCGACCGACCACGGCAUCGUUCAUCAUGGACCAUAUCAUCUACCUUCCCGUUCACCGAGGCGUCCCGAGACACCAUCUCGAUCAGAUCUGCUUGGCUGUCGAAAUCGUCCUCAACAAACUCGCCAUCCUUGCACGCUAUCACGCCAGCGUCGGUGCGAGGCAGAAGGAAACUCAUCCUGGUCCGUACGGUCCGAUGACCUCUCGACGGAACAAGGAGUCGUCACGGAGACGUACUGUGUCUGUAAAUCGUAACAUUACUACUAAAACCCAGCAGGUAACCGCCACCAACGUCAAUAAAAACGAUUCAUCGUAAUAUUAUUCUAAUCGUAUGGGCCUAAGUGUAGAUUUAUUUAUUUAUUUAUUUCUGAUAUUUAGGAAGGGUCAUUCAAUAUCACCAAUAAUGGUGGUCUUCGGUACGACCAUGCACAGAAACAUAAAUUACAGGAGCUUAAAAGUGCCAGCGAGAUGACGAGAUGAUUAAGACAAAGAGACGAGAAAUGAGUUAAAAGACUAAAAAACAAAUUGACGGAACUCGGCAAGUCGACUUGUCUCGGAAGAUAAGACGGGUUGUUGGAACUCGACAACUCGAUAUUUUAAAACUAGAUGACGAGUUGUUGGAACUCGGCAAGUCGAGUUGUUUAGCAUGUUUAGGGGACGAAAAGACGAGAUGAUCGGCAAGUUCACUUAGGUAAGACGAAAAGAAGAGAUGACGAGUUGAUGGAACUCGGCCAAUCGUCUUGUUUAGGUCGAGAAGGCGACAUAACGGAUUGUUGGAACUUAGCCAGUCGACUUAUUUAGCAUGUUCAGGACGAGAAGACGAGAUGGUGGAUUACUGGAAGUCGGCAGGUUGUGAUUUGUAAUUCAGAGCAUUCUGGAUAUUAAAAAAAAACAUAUAAAGGCCUACAUAUAAAACGUCACCAAAAGAUGAUACUAAACAACAACUCGUCAUCUCGUUUUCUCGUCCUAAACAAUUACACCUUACGAACGCAUUACGAACGCCAUGAGUCGUUCGUUCGAAG